CCCUCGUCCAGCCAAAGCGCAAAGAAUCACCCACUAUGCUCAAGCAGCUCUUGAUCCUGGGCCUUGCUGCCGCUCUCGCACUGGCGUCCUCAACCUCGGCUUCAGCCACUCCUGAUGAUUCUCUCUUGAAGCGACAGACGAACCCCACACUCUACACCUGUCGGGACUGUGUCGUCACCUCUGUUGCUACGCAUGACUUCACUGUCCGCGAAGCCCGCAAGUGCUUCAACACGAUUGGUGCUGGAAUCGUCAAACAGUCUCAGAACAAAUGCAAAGGUCGCUGCUUUGGCGCACGUCUGCCCAAGUAUAGUCUCCUUGAUGACUUUCCAUCACAGCGAAUGAUGAAGCUCGGAGCAGGCCAAUACGGCUGGCAGAAGUUGGUCGACUUUGAGAACUUGGACAUUGAUAUCCAGCCCGGUAGCGCGUUCGUGCGAAAGGAUUGGCCUUGCGCUAAUGGCCUUCAAGGAAGUGUGACCUGCCCCGACUGUAGGCACUGAUCACUUUGCCGGGCUCGCGAGAGAAGGGCUCUGAAGGGAAGGCGGGGCAUUGACAGGCUGGAAGUCAGUAUGGCUCCGCUUCGAAUGUCUUGCUAAGGAUGUAUACGUCCAUCAGAAUGACAACCAUAUGACAAAGUCUUGUCUUUCAAUACGAUGAUCUCUCCA
Microstroma glucosiphilum is the source of this 662-nucleotide messenger RNA. RefSeq lists its product as hypothetical. The coding region runs from base 36 to 497 and encodes 153 amino acids. The record is from RefSeq and is a predicted model, not a curated record. Lineage: Eukaryota; Fungi; Basidiomycota; Exobasidiomycetes; Microstromatales; Microstromataceae. The transcript is spliced from 2 exons.